Messenger RNA from Phalaenopsis equestris, 1437 nucleotides. RefSeq names its product probable E3 ubiquitin-protein ligase RHG1A. The transcript is spliced from 5 exons. Lineage: Eukaryota; Viridiplantae; Streptophyta; Magnoliopsida; Asparagales; Orchidaceae. Gene Ontology annotation, molecular function: ubiquitin protein ligase activity. The record is from RefSeq and is a predicted model, not a curated record. The coding region runs from base 163 to 1185 and encodes 340 amino acids.
AUUGCCCAAUAAACGGUCUGAAAAAUCAAAACAAACAAACCCUCUUGUUUCCAUGAUGAUGAACCGCUGCUCCGGCUUCCAAACAAGAAUAAUAAUGGCGCCUACCAGCCAAACGUAAGGCCCUUAAAUUUCGGUUUCUCUUUCUAUCUCUCUCUUGCGUUAAUGGCGUCCGCUGACGGCUCUUUGCCAUCGCCGGGCCGCCGGAACCUUCGCCGACUCCUACAACUCCGAACUCCAGGCGUCGAAUCUGCCGAUCAAAACCCUCUGACCUCACUUUCCUCCUCUCGACCGCCACCUCAGGAGGCGACCACUAACGUAGAUAAGAGGAAAAGCAUCGCAUCCCAGACCUUCCUCGGCCUAGGCUGCUCCUCCUCUGCUUCGUCGCAGGUAUGCGCCCCCGGAGCUGCCGCUUCCACCGUCCGCUCGUCGGCAGAUUGGCAAGGGAGGCGAACUGUGCGGCGGAGGCACAAGAAUAAGAAGAAGGAGCGGCGUUCCUCCCCCCCGGUGGCUCCAGUGGCCGACGUGUGGUGUUCCCCCGGCAUUGCCCUUGUAGCAGUGGAUGACUCGGUGGAUUGCGUGGUCUCACAACGCGAUCCGGUUGGAAGAGGGUUCAGGCGUGACAAUGAGAGGAUUUUGAGAGAGCGGACUUCUUCUGGAAGGGCUUUCUCCAGCAACGGUGAGCAGAUUUCUUUAUUGGCGGAUUCUUUCUCCUCUCUCCAAGCAUCGCUCAUUGGAUCCGAUCUCAUACCAUCUCGACAUUAUGAUCAUGUGCGAGGAUACUGCAGCCGGCCUCCAGUGGGGCUUCAAGAGAUUAUGUUGCUUGAAAAUAGAAUCUCCUUUGGACGAGGGGAUUCAUUUGAUCAAUACAGGCAUUGGCGACUUGAUGUAGACAACAUGACAUAUGAGGAGCUUCUUGAGCUUGGCGAUAAGAUAGGACAUGUUAGCACUGGAUUGAUGGAAGAAGAAAUUGCAUGUAGUAUUAGAAAAGCGAAGCACACAAUGUUUGACAGACUUUUCUCUAAUGUUACUGAUCGAAAAUGCAGCAUUUGUCAAGAGGAAUUUGAAAUGAAUAUUGAAGUGGGAAAGCUGGGGUGUGGCCAUAGUUAUCACCCUUACUGCAUAAAGAAGUGGCUUCUUCAGAAGAACGCAUGCCCUGUGUGCAAGACCAGUGUCACGAAAACCUGAUUCACCCGCAUAAUUCCGCCUGACCUCCCCAUCAAUCUUCUUCAUCAUGUAAAGCUGCUAUCUUAUAGAUAAGCAUUCAAUCAAUUCGUUGUUUGUUAUUUUAUUUUGCAGAAAAUUAAACCAUUUUAGAUGGAUGAAUUGAUGAGCUAAUGCACGCAUAUUGUUCGUAUCUUUUUUAGGAUUAAGAAAAGUUGUCUUUACCUGGGUUCGCCACCCAUACUCCAUUUCCUUUUCUGUUUGCUGCCCAAAGGG